AUUAUUAGUAUAUGAUAUUGCCUUACAGGAACAAGCACUAUCUUUGUUAGAAAAGUCUUCAGCAGUCUUCAGGUGUAAUGUCUAAAGUAUUAGGAAAGCUCUUCAAAGCUGAGGAGAAGGACGUCGUCCCUGGAGAAGGGAAUACAGCAGUAAUGCAAGAUGAGGAAAGCCCACAGAGGGGGGACAGCAGGAGACUGGACCCCAUCCUGGACCUCAUCCCCCGUAAAGAUGAGUUGACUUCCAGUUCAGAGGACAUUAGUGUCGUCCCUGGAGGACUAAAGAGGAAAAGAACAGAAGAUGGGGAAAUCCUACAAAGGGAGAAAAGCAGGAGACUGGACCCCAUGCUGGACCCCAUCCUGGACCCCAUCCCGGACCCCAUCCUGGACCUCAUCCUGGACCCCAUGCUGGACCCCAUCCUGGACCUCAUCCCCUGUGAAUAUGAGUUUCCGUCCACCUCAGAGGACAUUAGUGUCGUCCCUGGAGGACUAAAGAGGAAACGAACAGAAGAUGGGGAAAUCCUACAAAGGGAGAAAAGCAGGAGACUGGACCCCAUCCUGGACCCCAUCCUCUGUAACGAUGAGUUGCCGUCCACCUCAGAGGACACUGAAAGCAGAAACCCACCCGAGGCGGCUCUGAGCGCGAGAAGCGCCGAUGAUGGACCGGUUCAGAAGGACGACCUAGUUCCAGACCCGUCAGCCAUGUUUAAGGCCAAGUACCAGCAGCAGGAGAAACUUGGCGAAGGAGGAUAUGGAUGCGUGUAUGCUGGCUAUCGCAAAGAGGAUAAUCUUCCUCUCGCCAUCAAGCAUAUUAUGAUAGACGAAGAGCUCCUCUUUCACGAAGACAGUGAUGGGCUCCAGAUCCCCAUGGAGGUCGCUGUCCUAAGGAAGCUAGAGGCCCAAUCAGAGCAGCAUUCAGCAUCCAUUGAACUGCUGGACUGGUAUGUUGUGGACCAGGAGCUGAUCCUGGUGCUGGAGAGACCGAUGCCGGCCGUAGACCUCUUCGACUACAUUCAAGACAAAGGAGGCUACUUGGAGGAACAGGAAGCUAAGAUUAUAAUGAAGCAGUUGGUGGAUGCAGCCAUUGACCUCCAGGAGAAGCACAUUUUCCACCGGGACAUCAAGACGGAAAAUCUCCUUAUUGAGACCGGCAUGAAGUUGCCACGAGUUCGCGUCAUCGACUUCGGUCUGAGCUGCUUCGGCGAAGAAGACGACGUCUAUGACACCUUUUAUGGUACUGACGUCCCCCCAGAGUGGGCCAGUCGGCAGGAAUACAAAGCCGGACCCACGACAGUAUUCCAGAUAGGAAUGGUCCUGUUCUACAUGCGAAAAAAGGUGUCAUUUAGACCGGGGAUGAACUUUGUGAAGCUGAAUGAGACCAAGUGGCUUUCCAAAAAUGGCAAAGAUUUCUUUAAGGCGUGUAUAUGUGAGGACCCGGAUACUCGUUUCACCCUGGACCAGCUGAAGCAUCACCGGUGGCUGAGAUAGUAUCACACACACACACA
Molecule: messenger RNA, 1501 nt
Organism: Cyclopterus lumpus (lumpfish)
Lineage: Eukaryota; Metazoa; Chordata; Actinopteri; Perciformes; Cyclopteridae
Product: serine/threonine-protein kinase pim-1-like
Exons: 6
Coding region: 78-1484 (468 amino acids)
Biological process (GO): protein autophosphorylation; regulation of mitotic cell cycle; negative regulation of apoptotic process
Cellular component (GO): cytoplasm
Molecular function (GO): protein serine/threonine kinase activity; ATP binding
Source: RefSeq, a predicted model, not a curated record